Molecule: messenger RNA, 5880 nt
Organism: Prorocentrum cordatum
Lineage: Eukaryota; Dinophyceae; Prorocentrales; Prorocentraceae
Source: the annotation of a GenBank genome assembly
AUGGGCGAGAACACAGAGGAGCUGAUGCUAUUCAUCCUGAAUAUCAACAAGAAAUUGGCGGAGAUGCAGGAAACCUUCUGCACGACGCAGAACUCGUUCAACGAUUGCUUCAAGGGAGUUGCAGAGAAUCCAGGGGGCGCCGUCCUCUCCGAGACUGAGCGCCCAGACGCCGAGAUCGAGGAGCAGUUCAAGUUCGCUCUCGAUGCCAGGGGCGUUGCAGAGGCUGCGUCUGCAGUGGACCCAGGGGGUGCCGUAUGCUACGAGGUCGGCCCAAUGCCGCUUGGAAAGCACCGCAAAGUGGUUGGCCUGCCGUUGAUCCAAAGGACAAGCCUCUCCUCGAGUUCCGCUACCCUGGGCCGGGAUGGGUUCGUGUUCGAGAAGCGCAUCAUUUUCGAGAGCAUACUGCUGGAGGACUGGUGCAUGGUCGUCGGCCAGAUCGCCCAGGCAGCGAUCCUCGGGGCGGCGAACAUCGGCGGAGCCUGGCUGGGUCGCUGCCCCCCUUGCCCGCAGGCGCCGGGGUGCCCGGCGCCUGCACUGAGCUGCCCACCGGUCUCGCUCACCUGCCCGGCGCCCCCGGCGCCGCCGGCGCUGACUUGCCCGCAGGUGACCUGCGCGGCUCCCGCGUGCCCGCCGUGUGAGGCGCCGGCACGCGAGGAGGUGGCGCCGUGCCCCUCGCCGGCCCGCGAGGACGCGGGCGCCGACGGCCGCCUGGCCGCUUGCCUGCCGCUGAAGGCCGUGGUGCUGAUCGGCGCGGACAGCAUGUUGGCCGUGGUGUCAUCGUCCGACCUAGUGCCGGGGGACGUGAUUCUAGUCCGCUACGCCGCGGACGAUCUCUGGCAUGAGCGAGUGCUGAGCUGGGCGCUGCCCGUCGACAAGAGUGGGGCUGUGCAUUGGGUGGUGGCAACACCCGACGGAGACAUGUAUGUGGAGACGAUCGAGGGGGGAAGCGCCGACGAUAGCCCGGUGGAGUGGAUCCGCCCGGCGGCCGACGGACGCCUCCCUGUUGGCUUCCAGGACGCCGUGUACUCCUUCCAGCGAGGCGAGAUCGACGGGGCCCUCUUAGAGAAGUGCGUGAAGAAGGGUGCCACCAUGGCGUUGAUGGACGCUCGGGAGCAUGGCGUGACCCCUGUCACCAUGACCGUGGCCCGGGCCCCGGGCGGCCGCAGGGUGCCGAUCGAGGAGGUCGUAGGCGCGGGGUUCGUGCAGCCGGCGCUCCGAGACGGUGCGCCUGACGGCGCGGACGCGGGAGGAGCCAUGGUGGCAGGGACUGCUACGCCGAGGACCGGCGUGUGGCGCGUGGUAGAGGAAGGCAACUCGUUGGGCUACGACGUGGGCCGUGAGGUGAAGCCCGUGACGGUGUACAUCGGAUGCAAGGGCGUCUACUCGCCCGACGGCAAGGACUCAGUGUUCGUGGAGUUCAGUGACGAGGACGAGGGCGAUUUUGUCAAGAGGGUGGCCCCGCGACCCCCGCCCAAGGAGUCCUCGGCGCAGGAUGCGCGCACGCUGGCCAUCAAGUUCAACCCGCAGGGCCGCAUGCGAGACUGGCGUGAUGUGGUGGAUAGCUGUCAACAAGAGGAGUUCGAGGAUUUCCCUGUGAGCGGGCCCCGCAGCAUGAGCUGGUGCUUACACUUCUUACGUCGUCGGCACACCCCCUUGGACCAUCAUCUGAUGUUCCGCAGCACGUGCUCGCUGAAGCCUGAGCAGUGGGGGGUGGCCGAGCACGAGACCUUGCUUCGCAUCAUCGAGCUUGCGGGGCAGUGUGACCAAUUGGAUGUGACGAACCUGGCGUGCAUGGAGGCGGCGGCGCGCAGGGUGCAGACCAUCGAGUGGGCCUACCAUGAUAAGAUCAGGGAGACGGACGCAGGGUCCACCUCGCGGCUAUCCAUCGAGGAGGCCACGGCUUUCUCAGGCCUCAGCCGUGCGGGGGACUUGAUGAUGGUGCUGCCCGCUCUCCUAGAGCACGUGAAGUUGCAAGUGGAGAAGGACGCAGCCAUCAUGAAGAACAUCAGGAAGGCCAAGGAGGAGAGGGAGCUGAGGCGCCAGGCCGUCGCCAGCCUAGCCAACCAAGCGAUCUACACUCUCAACGACUUGGCGGGCAGCGAGCGGGGGUCUUCCGUCUCGCAGCCUGGCGAGGGGCGGGCCCCGCACGGGGCUGUGCAGCGACGUGUAUAUGCGGCCGCCGCGGCGAUGGGCCCGCCACCAGCUCUCUCGCCCUCGGGAGCCCUGCAGGAGCUCCGGGGGUGCACGGUGUACGAGGACGUGCAGUCCACCGUGGUGCCCUACGACGAUAUGAAGGCCUCCCUGCCGAUGAGCGGUAAUCGUCCCGUUCCCCUGGCAGAACUUUUUGGGGCCGGUGGUCAAGCUGAAGUCGACGGGUUUCUUGACUCUCAUCUUCUCAAAUCAGAAGCAGCCUCCCACAACCUCAAGGGGGCCCCUCGGGAGACGUACAUGGACGAGGUGCUUCGGAACUCUCCGCGCGCAUACCAGCGGCUGGUCAAGAGGCUCGAGAGGGCCGGGAUGAUUGACUACACCGUCCAGCCGCAGGAGUUUUGUUCGCUCUUUUUCGUGAGAAAGAAAAAUGGUAGCCAGCGGUUGGUCGUCGACUGCCGUCGCUCCAAUUGUUGGUUCUCGGCCGCGGACCCCGUCCAGCUCAGCACGGGCGCCGGCCUCGGGAACCUAGAGGUGCCGGACGGGGCGCGGCUGUACGUGGGCCACGUGGAUAUCAAGGAUGCCUUCUACCACUUCGAGCUGCCGGAGCGCGUGCGCAACUUGUUCGCGCUGCCGGCGGUGCCGGCCUGGGUGGCUGGCCUUGCUGAGGUGGGCGGCGUGAGAGUGAGCCCGGGUACUUCGGUGUACCCGCGGCUUCGAGUGCUUCCCAUGGGAUGGUCGCACGCACUGUGGGUUUGCCAGACUCUGCACCGCCGUAUCAUCCAGGUGUCCGCCCGCGACAUCGAGAAAGUGGUGGGACACUGCACCUUCUUAGCCCUCCUCUCUCGGACCUCGCUCUCCAUCUUCCGGUCCGUCUACACCUUCAUCGCUCGUCAUCGUGAUCACGGUACCGUGCCGCUCUGGGAGUCUGUUCGCUGGGAGCUCGAGGCCUUCAGGAACGUCAUUCCCUUGAUUCGUCGUGAUUUUGGGGCUCCGUGGAGUUCGAAGGUUAUGGCAUCGGACGCUUCUUUCUGGGGCUACGGCGUCGUCUCACGGGACCUCCCUCCGGACAAAGUUCAACAACUAGGGCGUGUCAGUGAACGAUGGCGGUUCUCGGGUAAGGCUCAGGUCAGAUCUCGUGAAGGGGUUCUGGGGCCCGACGGGGAGCUCGACAUCGGCGACUGGGUGAAGAAGGUGGAGGAGGACAGUCAGGAGAGGGAGGACGCCCUUUCGGAUCUGCCGGAGGUCUUGAAGGAGAGGGGGUGGGCGGUGCUGAUGAGCAAGAAAUGGGGGGUGCCCAUCUCCAACAUCGUUCAGGGAGAGGUCGACGCCCAGAGCGACCACCGCGCCGCGGGGGACAGCUGUGGCGCCGCGAGUGGGCCCGAGGCCGCCCGCGCUGACCUACCCAGUGCGGGGCUGCCCAGUGCUGGGUCGGCGACGGCCGAGGGCGUCCUCGCCGCCGAGCGUGGCGACGGCAGGACAUGCCCGCGGCUGCUGCGCAGCGCUGCCACCCAGCUGAAGGCAGCGCGGCGAGCGCUGCGGCUGCCGAUAGCAGGACGACAGCGCUAUCUGCAGGCUCGGUCCGUCCGGACCGAAGCAGUGCGCCUGCGCUACUCGGAGUUCUUAGAGGAGCUGGACCAGUGGCUCGGGCCCAGCGGCCUGAGUCGCAGGCCGUGCCCGAGCGGCCGCCUGGGUGCUGGGACCGUGGGCCAGUUCGACCAGGACCUGAGCGACUGGAUGAACGAGCAGUACAUGGAGGGCUACGACCACUGGCGCGGGUCGAACAUGAUGGCGGCGAUCGCCUGGGCAGACCCUCGCCUGGGCCGCGUGGGGGGGCACGGGCUUCCCCUUUCGCGGCAGGCGCUGAAGGGCUGGCGACUCCUGACGCCCGCCUCCAGCCGCCUGCCGCUGCCGUCCGAGGUGGUGUUUGCCAUCGCGAUGGAGCUGCUGGUGAUGGACCGCUGGAGCAUGGCCGUGUGCACCAUGCUGUCCCUCGUUUUCCUCAUGAGGCCCGGCGACUGGAGGACAGUGCGCGUCGAGCACCUGACGCCGCCUGCGGUGGGCGGCAGUCGCGGGCUUGCCCGCUGGAGCCUGGUGCUGCACCCGUUGGAGAACGAGGGCAGCCUGCCAAGCAAGACGGGGGAGUUCGACGAGUCGCUGCUGCUGGACCUAGAGGAGGACCAGUGGCUGGCGCCGCUCUGCCAGCGUCUCGUGCUCGGCCGCGACCCGCAGGAGCCCCUGUUCGCCUUCAGCCAGGCCGAGUUCGCGCGGUGCUUCAAGACGGCCGGCGCAAAGCUGCUGCUGCAGCGCCCUCCGCCGCCCUACAUCCUGCGGCACUCGGGCGCCAGCCGCGACUUCGCCGAGCAGCGCAGGACGCUGGUCGGGGUGAAGCGCCGGGGAAGGUGGCGCACAGACGCGAGCGUCAGGCGCUACGAGAAGGGGGGCAGACUGGGCAGCGAGUUCGCCAAGCUGCCGCUCUGCCUCCAGAACCAUGCACGCUGGUGCCUCAGGUACCUCCCCGCGGCGCUCUCCGGAUCGCUGCAGCCACGCCCGCCGCCGCUGAGGUCCAACGAUCUCGCCCCGGGGCUCAAGGACCUGUCUGCAGCUGACCAGGCCAAAGUCGAUCUCGGGAACACCCUCAUGUCCUUCACCGUAUCGUGCAUCCCGCCCCUCGUGCUCGCCGCGGACGAGUACCUGGUAGAGGUCCGGCACGAGGCGCUGCCGCAGUGGUGGUAUGUGGGCAGUGCCAUCGAGUUCCGCACCAACAAGGGACGCAGGUUCUCGCACGUGGCUGCCUGGGGCUCCGGGCGUGAUGAGGACGCCCGCGUCUUCCGAGCGUCGCCGCGGCACUGCAUACUGUCUCUGCGGCUGGUGGACGGGUUCCUGCAGGGUAUCGAGGAGGGCCCGUGCCACGUCGACGAGGACCAGGGCCUGGACAUGUUCAUGGUCUACUGGGUGGAGGCCAGUGCGAGCGCGAGCGCCUCCUUGGAGGAGGUGAAGUGCCCCAAGGGGCACCUUAUGCGCGAGGGCUGGUCCCGGGCGGGGCACGUCUGCGACGAGUGCUCCCGGUCGGGCACCGUGGCCCGCUGCGGGGGCGGCUGCGACUACGACCUCUGCGCCGUCUGCUUCCGCCACCACGCCGAGGGCUGGGGCUCGGCCGUGCAGAGGCGCGGCUUCGAGUACCGCGACGCCGCGCUCCGCUUCGCGGCGCUGCGGGGCGCGGGGCCGCCCUCCGCGCUCGUGCUGGGGCCGCUGCGGCUGGAGCUGGAGGACCACCCGUGGCUUGACGUGUGCGGGGAGCUCUCGGGCGCGUGCCGCGGCGGGCUCCGCGGCCUGCGGGCCCUGGCGGGGCGGGCGCUGGGCCUGCAGGGGAGCGCCAGGGCCCCGCACGGCGGUGCUGGGCAGGAGCUGGAGGAGGGGCUGCGGGCGCCUGGCGCCUCCUUCGGCGGUAGCGCGCCACGCCAGCUGCGCGGUCCCCUCCUCGGCGCUGGCGCUGGCGGCGCGCCUGGCGCCGCAGCGGGCGGCUCUUCCGCGGGGCCCAGGCUGGCGAGCGGGGCCGUGGACGAGGCCACGUUCGCCGGGCUCGUGGUCAACGUCGAGAGCGGCGCUCGCGUGCGGGCCUGGGGGCAGGCGGAGCGGCUCAGCAUGUGCGAGAAGGCCGCCGCCGACGCUGGAGAGUUCAAUCCUGGGCAGUGGGAGCGGCGCAUCGUUUGUUCCUCGACCUUCGCUUAA